Salvelinus fontinalis (brook trout) is the source of this 1654-nucleotide messenger RNA. Its product is annotated as tropomyosin alpha-1 chain. Gene Ontology annotation, cellular component: actin filament. The coding region runs from base 117 to 962 and encodes 281 amino acids. Lineage: Eukaryota; Metazoa; Chordata; Actinopteri; Salmoniformes; Salmonidae. Gene Ontology annotation, biological process: actin filament organization; muscle contraction. The record is from RefSeq and is a predicted model, not a curated record. Gene Ontology annotation, molecular function: actin filament binding. The transcript has 9 exons.
UCGGCUCGAACACUCCAGCUUCACGUUCAGUGUGGUUCAGACGCGCGGAGCUUCUCAGCGUUUUACUCAGUUUGGUUUUUGUUAGUUGGUGAGGCCACCCCAACAACACAGCAGUCAUGGACGCCAUCAAGAAGAAGAUGCAGAUGCUUAAGCUAGACAAGGAGAACGCCUUGGACAGAGCUGAGGGAGCUGAGGGAGACAAAAAGGCAGCAGAGGACAAGAGCAAACAGCUUGAGGAUGACCUGGUAGCGCUGCAGAAGAAGCUGAAGGGAACAGAGGAUGAGUUGGACAAGUACUCUGAGUCUCUUAAGGAUGCCCAGGAGAAACUUGAACUCGCUGAGAAGAAAGCCACAGACGCCGAGGCUGAUGUAGCUUCCCUGAACAGACGUAUCCAACUGGUUGAGGAGGAGUUGGAUCGUGCUCAGGAGCGUCUGGCCACAGCUCUGACCAAGCUGGAGGAGGCUGAGAAGGCUGCUGAUGAGAGUGAGAGAGGCAUGAAGGUGAUUGAAAACAGAGCAUCGAAGGAUGAGGAGAAGAUGGAGCUGCAGGAGAUCCAGCUGAAGGAGGCCAAGCACAUCGCUGAGGAGGCUGACAGGAAAUACGAGGAGGUCGCCCGUAAGCUGGUCAUCAUUGAGAGUGAUCUGGAACGUACAGAGGAGCGCGCUGAGCUCUCUGAAGGCAAAUGCGCUGAGCUUGAGGAAGAGUUGAAGACAGUCACAAACAACCUGAAGUCUCUUGAGGCUCAGGCAGAGAAGUACUCACAGAAGGAGGACAAGUACGAGGAGGAGAUCAAGGUUCUCACAGACAAGCUAAAGGAGGCUGAGACCCGUGCUGAGUUCGCUGAGAGGUCCGUGGCCAAGCUUGAGAAGACCAUUGAUGAUCUGGAGGACCCUCUGUACCGGCAGCUUGAGAAAAAUCGUCUUCUUUCCAAUGAACUGAGAGUGGUGUUAAAUCAGGAUUAAACUAUUACUGGAUGUGUUGUGAAAUUAGCACUGUGCUCAAAUUAGAAGAAAAAAUGCGGAGCAUCAGAGAAAUUAAAUGCAUGUUCACAUUGCAGGUGAAGAGGACAGGUUUCACAGACUCACAGAUGGAUUUAAGCACAGGCCUAUUUUUGUUUAGUUAACCAACAUCUGGAAUUGUUAUUUCAUGAACAGCAAUUCGAUUUAGAUAACAUAAACUGGAUCACUGGAUCACUGUCUAUAAGUCUAUGACUGAAAGAUUGUCCAUUGUACAGGAGUAAUUCUGGGCAUAAUCUGGGUCUGUGAAACUGACCCACAAUGUAUGAUAAGGCUUGAUAUGAGUGUGCAUUAUAACAAUAUCUACUGACUGUGGUUGACUAAGGAUAUACACAGGGACCACCUUUUAAAGUUUUAACUAUAACAAUCUUCAUUCAAUAUUAUUGGGUCUGUGAAACGCUUGGUUAAGUCAUUUUCAUUGUGGUCAAAAAUUAUAAAUAGUCUGCAGGCUUAAUUUUUAUGUUGCACACAUAGUGAUGGAUUUAACAUGUUUAAUGGUACUGUAUAUUGACAGACAAACUCUGUCAGGCUAAUGAUGAGAACUGUUGGAUCAAAUGUUGGAUCAGACACUCAUGGACCUCAAUAACAUGCAACAACAUGGUCCAUUAUCACACAAGACUGCACCGCUCACCUGCUGU